UGUUAACGUAGUCUUUAGAAUUAUUGUAAUAAUUUUCAGUGUGAUAAUAAAAGAGCUAUAUCAUGUACCAAAGUGUAUUAAAUUAUCAAUAAUAACUGAUCAUGAAUGAGUGAUUAUUAUCUUUUUAAGUGACCUUUGAAAUGUCUGAAGUGCAUAUAUAUGUAACUAAUGAAGCAUGUAUUAGCAAAAUAUUUUUGAACUUUAUUUAAGUUUAUUAGUGUCGUAUAUUUGAAUUACAUAUCAUUGGUAAUAUUUAUAAUUCUGUACUUAUUUAACUUAAUCAUUUGUGUCAACGUAUUUUCUUAUAACCACUAAAGACAAAAAAUAUUAUGUUAAGGUUACUUUACACUUUUGUCAAGUAUUUCAUUUGAUAGGAAAGUGUUAGUGAUGUAAUACUAUGAAAUUGAAGUUAAAACAUUUUUGGUCAUUUUUAUAUAUUUAUAAACCCCAGCACCCCAGGACCGGCCCAGCGCAACAAUAAUUUCGCUGCGUUUUUGCUGUUUCGUGUAAAGUGCAUUAUUAUCCAUGGUCACAUAUCUCAUAAAAAGAUAUUUUCCUAUAAGUUAAAAGUAUUAUGAAUUUCACUUUAAAAAAGUUUUGAAUUAAACAAUGUCUUUCGCAUUCUCUAAUCUACGUCGCAUGUCAACUGCAUCUAGAGUUUUGGAAAAGUCAAAAGUAUUUUAUCCUAACCUAUCAGUAUUUAUACGUUGUAAAUCAGAUAAUACAGUUGUGACUAUUGGUGAUGUUUCAAAACAAGUGAAGUCUGCACAGAAUCCUGAAUAUGUACCAAGGAAAUACUUAUUACAAGCAACCACUCAAGAAACAUUAAGGCAUUUAAAAUGGAUGCUUCAAAAGGAUAUUUUAUCUCAAGAUAUUUUUUUAAUGGGAGCACCUGGAAACAGACGAAGAGAAUUAGCCCUAGCAUUUCUUGAACUCACUGGUCGUGAAUUAGAAUUUAUUGCACUUUCAAGAGAUACAACUGAAGCAGAUUUAAAACAGAGACGAGAAAUUAAAUGUGGUACUGCUUAUUACCAUGAUCAAAGUGCAGUAAGAGCUGCAACAAAUGGAAGAAUUCUUAUCAUCGAAGGUGUUGAGAAAGCUGAACGAAAUGUACUUCCAGUUUUAAAUAAUUUAUUAGAAAAUCGUGAGAUGCAUUUAGAAGAUGGUAGAUUUCUUAUUCCAGCAUCACGUUAUGACAAAUUACUAGAGAUGCAUAGCCAAGAAGAAUUAGAUGCGUGGCAUCUUGUCAGAGUUAGUGAAGAUUUUAGAGUUAUUGCACUGGGUUUGCCAUCACCACAGUAUCCAGGACAUCCAUUAGAUCCUCCUCUCAGAUCUAGGUUUCAAGGCAGGCAUGUACCACCAUCAAAUUAUAAAGAUCAACUGGAAACUUUGAAAAAUCUGGUUCCAAACGUAGACUCCGGGAAAUUAUCACAAUUGUUGUCGUGCGCGCAUGCUUUGGUCACAGAAGAGGCAGUAUCCUUAGGUCUUCCUGAUUUCCCUUUAGACAAUCUAACCUCAGCCGCUAUUAUAAUGGACAAGUGUUCGUACCUGUCGGUGUUCGACAUAUUUUAUAGGUUCUAUCCGUACAAGUUGUUUUUGGGUAAAGAGGGUCAAUCAGCUGUCGAGGACAUAUUGAGUACAUUUAAUAUCAGGAGCCGAGUGAAUGAUUCGUCGAGUGUCACGAUACCUCCCGGCGAUAUUAAAACAUUUUUGAAUCAGGUGCCUUGCGGUACGAAAGAGGCAAAUCCUAAUGUAUGGCAAAAUAAAUAUGUAAAGACGAAUUAUCAAAACAACUUAUUGACCAGUAUGGUAGAGACCCAUUUGGUUUCCGACUUGUGUGUAAUUGGUCCGAAGGGUUGCGGAAAAUCUACGACCGUACAGACUUUAGCCGAUUUACUAGGGUACGAAGUAGAACCUGUAGUACUUUUUCAGGACAUGACUUCGAGAGACCUUAUACAGCAGCGAACAACAUCAUCCAACGGCGAUACAGUCUGGAAAAAUUCGCCAUUAGUAGACGCGGCCUUGCACGGAAAAUUAGCCGUAUUGGACGGAAUAAAUAGAAUUCACCCGAGUACUUUGGCGGUACUGCAUAGAUUGGUUCACGACCGGGAACUGCAAUUGCACGACGGUAAACGUUUGAUCAGGGCGGACCGUUACGACGAGAUAAAAGCGGAAUACAACAAGUCGGACGAGGACAUGCGAAACUCCGGGGUGUUGCGUAUCGAUCCGUCGUUCAGGAUCGUAGCCUUAGCAGAGUCGCCGAUGAUCAACAGCCCGUCGGGGCAAUGGUUGAACUCGGAGCUGCUCAGUUUGUUCCUCUUCCACGAGAUGAGACCGCUCGCCAAAUCAGAGGAGUUGCAGAUCAUCCGAUCGAAGUACGGCAAGCCCUCCGAAGCGUUGUCGAGGAUUUUAGAAUUGGCGCACGUGCUCCGGUCCUCCAGUGAUCCGAUUCUGCAAUCGUUGGCGGCGUCUUUGAGUACCAGGCAGCUUUUGAGGAUAGCCGGGAGGAUGCACAAAUUUCGCGACGACGACGACGCUUACAACGCGGUGCAGCGCGCGUGUUUGGCCCGUUUUCUGCCGGCGGUGGCGAGAAAUGCCCUCGACGACUGUUGCAAACGAAUCGGUAUUGUCCGGGCGACGAGCGCGCCGAGCACCGACAUGAAGUGCGAAGUGACGGAGAACGCGGUUCGGAUCGGGAACACCAUUGUUGAUCGAUACCAGACGAACGCUCUGACCAAAGUACCUGAUAUCUUGUUCUAUGACGUGCCGCAGCACGUUGCUUUAUUGGAGAGGCUGCUGCAGGACUUCAGUUUGGGACAGCAUCUCUUGCUGGUCGGGAACCAGGGAGUUGGCAAGAAUAAAAUCGUUGACCGACUAUUGCAACUUCUGAACAGGCCACGCGAGUAUAUACAGCUGCACAGAGACACGACUGUUCAAACUUUGACUCUGCAGCCGAUGGUUAGGGACGGGAAAGUCGUGUACGAAGACUCACCGCUCGUGCAGGCUGUUAAACUGGGCCAUGUGCUCGUCGUUGAUGAAGCGGACAAAGCACCUACUAAUGUCACCUGCAUUUUGAAGACAUUAGUCGAAUCUGGAGAAAUGAUAUUGUCCGAUGGUAGACGUAUCGUUCCCGGUACUAAUACCAUGGCACAAAAUUCAAAUGCGAUAGCCCUUCAUCCAGACUUCAGAAUGAUAGUAUUGGCCAACAGGCCUGGCUUCCCAUUCCUGGGCAAUGACUUUUUCGGAGCUUUGGGCGAUCUGUUCAGCACGCACGCGGUCGAUAAUCCAAGCGUCGAAAGUGAGAUACAGCUUUUGAAGCAAUACGGGCCGGGCGUGAACGAGCAAAUAAUAUUGAAGUUAGUGAAAGCUUUUGGAGAAUUGAGGAACAUGGCCGAUCAAGGCUUAGUUUCCUAUCCGUAUUCGACUCGAGAAGUUGUUAAUAUCGUGAAACAUUUAGAGAAAUUCCCUAGAGAAUCUUUGGCUAAUGUAGUAAGGAACGUAUUCGAUUUCGAUCGGUACAGCAAAGAAGUUUUUGAUACCUUAGUAUCCGUCCUACGCAAACACGAGAUUCUUAUAGGAACUAGUAAUGUUACGUUAGCGAAAGAAAUUUCAUUCCCGGAAAACAAGACUCGUAUUGUCUGGGAUCUUUUAAAUGAGCAAACACCGUUAUCGGUCCAAGGAAGAUACAUUAAAUUUAAGUCGCCCGUCUAUUUGCGUCAAAACAGUUUACCAGUAGAUUGCGUUGAAGCUAGAUUAACGUUAUUUAGUGAAUUACAAAAGUAUUGGAACAUACCGAUCAACGAUAAUAGUGGAAUUGCUGGUUUGACGGUGGCUAAAGGCGUCAAAGGAGAUGGCACGGAUGAUACGAUUCAUAUUUUAGCGUUGAAUCCUUUGAGAAUCUUUAGCAUAAAUCAAGAGUCGGACGAAGUUCUAGAGACUGAGAUACAAGGUCUGAUAAACGCAGUCAGCAAGUCCAGGCAAGUGUUUAAUCUCACAACUGAUAAUGAACAAAAUGUUUUGGUACAUGAAGGAAAUACCAACGGUUUAUUAAAGAUUAACUUAAAUAACCGAACUGCUCAGCAAUUACAAUCAUCUUCCUUCAUAGACCUGGUUUCAGACAAAAUAUCAACGAAUUUCGAUAUGAAAAAAUAUUAUUGGAAGAUGAAUACAGAUUUGUUGCAGUCUCACAACCAACUCGUUUUUUAUACCCAUAAUUCAAAUAAAAUAGAAGUGAUCGAUUUAAAUUCGUCGAAUGCUUAUACGAUCCACUUACCAUUCCACUUGAAUUCAGUUUUGGUUGGCUCUGAAAGGAAAUGGCUGAUUCAAGACACGUUUGAGAACAACUACAUUCUUAGAAAGUCUAUCGACUCGUCCCCCUGCCCAAACAUUCUACAAGAAUUAAAGGAAUCCAUUAAGUCCCGUGAAGUAGUUGGUUCGUUACAGAGUUGCAGUAAAAACAACUUAAGUUCUAAUAUACUUAACGCAGCUCUGCAACAGAAAGUUGACGCCCCGAAUAGACUUCUGGCAACCGAGAAUACGUACGCCGGGAUUGCAGUUGGAUUCCCUGAUUUGGAUAGUUUUACAGAAUUUCAUUUUUGGCCAAGACAAAACUGGUACAGGAGGAACAUUAAUCCGCCCAUUGUUAUAGAGAACGGGCAAAUUAUUCGAGCUGUUGGACCAAAAGAUGUACCUAGAGAUAUUCUUGAUGGCCAACAUUUGGAAAUUCCAAACUAUUUAGAGAUUGUUGAUACCGCAGCCCAUAAAUUACGUUAUAUACCUGUACCACAAACAGCCGAUGUGUCGCACGUAGAUCAAAGAUUGAACACGUAUCAUGAUCCUUUACACGUUGCGCCGAAGUCGAAUCAUGAUUUGGUAACGGUUGACGCCAGUGGUUGCGUUCGUCUUUGGGAAACAUCCGUCGCGAAUAUCGCGAAGUCUUUGGAUACAUGGAGGAAGAUGGUCGACAAUGACAGUGAAACAUUACAGAUAACUAAAGAGAGGUAUUCCGGAUUGGACGUUAGUGCUCCAAAGCACGGUAAAGUUGACGAGAAAAAUGAGCCGCACGUUGGAGGAAAUACGUGGGCCGGAGGAACCGGAGGAAGAGAUACAGCUGGUCUUGGUGGGAAAGGUGGACCUUAUCGUUUGGACGCCGGCCAUACCGUGCACCAACUUAGCGACGAGGAAAAGAACGCCGUACCGGAACACAUAAAAAAGGCAGCGAGGGAAAUGGGGCUCAAGGUGUUUAAACAGCGCUUGAAAGAUAUUAAAAUGAGAGAGUAUGACCAUAAAGUGUACUCCAAGUUCAGUAAUGCUGUUCAGAAACAGGUUCAGGCCUUGAGGACAAUAAUCGGAAGUCUUCAAGCUAAAAGUAAAGAGCGAGAAUGGUGCAGGCAUCAAACUUCCGGCGAAUUAGAUGAUACAAAAUUAAUAGAAGGUUUAACGGGAGAGAGAACAAUAUAUCGAAGAAGAGCUGAGAAAGAACCGGAGGUUGGUACACCGCCAUCGAAACCGAAACGUUUGAAAUUAGUGGUCGAUGUAUCCGGUAGUAUGUAUAGAUUCAACGGAUACGAUGGGCGUAUGGACCGAGAGAUGGAGGCCUGUGUUAUGGUAAUGGAAGCGUUCAGCGGAUACGAAGGAAAGUUUCAGUAUGAUAUUGUUGGUCAUUCUGGAGAUCAAUAUGAUAUAGUUUUUGUCAAGCACACUCAACCACCAACGGAUAAUAAGCGAAGACUGGAAGUAAUACAGAUGAUGCAUGCGCACUCGCAGUUUUGUAUGUCUGGUGAUCAUACUCUGGAAGCAACUCAGCAUGCAAUUGCAAGCCUCGCCAAAGAGGAUUCUGACGAGUCUAUCGUUGUCGUAUUGUCGGAUGCCAAUUUGGAACGUUACGGGAUCAGACCGAAACAGUUUGCUGCAGUUCUUAUGUCGAAUCCGAGCGUCAACGCUUUCGCUAUAUUUAUUGGAUCUUUGGGCGAUCAAGCACCCAGAUUGAUGCGUAGUAUGCCAUCCAGCCGGUCAUUCGUUUGUAUGGAUCUCAAGGAUAUACCUCGCAUUUUGCAACAAAUCUUUGCAGUCUCUUUACUAAGCACUACACGAUCCAAUUAAAACACCGGUUUGGUAAAUAUGUACAAGUUUUAUAAAUAUUUGUAUCAAGACGUGAUGUAAAUAUUAAUUUUUAAUUAUAUUAGUAUGAAAGAUUAGUUUUUACCUGAAUUUAUGAAUGUAGAUACUGAAGUAUUAAAAAUACCAUAGAAAUAACAACACUAAUACAUGUCUAUAGAAAUACUUUAUUCCACAAGAGUGAACCAAAGAUAGAAUUCAUUGGUACAGCACACGACUGUACAUACAGAUCAAAAUAAAAUAA
Nomia melanderi (Alkali bee) is the source of this 6361-nucleotide messenger RNA. It is a transcript of the gene c12.2, whose product is annotated as von Willebrand factor A domain-containing protein c12.2. Gene Ontology annotation, cellular component: cytoplasm. NCBI's taxonomy places the organism in Eukaryota, Metazoa, Arthropoda, Insecta, Hymenoptera, Halictidae. Gene Ontology annotation, molecular function: ATP binding; ATP hydrolysis activity. The record is from RefSeq and is a predicted model, not a curated record.